Messenger RNA from Sphenostylis stenocarpa, 1218 nucleotides. The record is from the annotation of a GenBank genome assembly. Lineage: Eukaryota; Viridiplantae; Streptophyta; Magnoliopsida; Fabales; Fabaceae.
AUGGAUUCUCAAAUAGCAAAGCUUGGAACCUCUCUCACGGUGCCUUCCGUUCAGGAGCUAGCUAAGCAAGGCAUCACCAAAGUUCCAGAUCGAUACUUUCAUCCAGACCAAGACCCUCCUGUUGAGUUUCACACAAACCAAGUACCAGUCAUCGAUCUAACUAAACUCUUAUCCGAAGAUGAAAACGAGUUGCACAAGUUUGAUCAUGCAUGCAGAGAGUGGGGUUUCUUCCAGCUGAUAAAUCAUGGAGUGGAUCCUUCGACGGUGGAAAAUGUGAAGAUAGGUGUUCGAGAGUUCUUCAAUGUUCCAAUGGAAGAGAAGAGAAAGUUUUGGCAAAACGGAGAUUUGGAAGGAUAUGGUCAGAGUUUUGUGGUGUCUGAAGAACAAAAGCUAGAAUGGGCAGAUCUAUUUUACAUUUUCACUCUUCCUUCCCACGUCAGGAAUCCCCACUUAUUUCCUAAUAUUCCCCAACCAUUCAGAGAUGCUAUAGAGAGCUAUUCUUUUGAGCUGGAAAAGCUUUGCAUGACAAUCAUCAAACUUAUGACACAAGCUCUUAAGAUCAAACCAAACGAAAUGUUAGAGUUAUUCGAAGAUGUAAGUCAGGCUAUGAGGAUGAAUUGCUAUCCUCCUUGUCCCCAACCAAAACAUGUGAUUGGCCUUAAUCCACAUUCUGAUGCUGGUGCUCUAACCAUCCUCCUGCAAGCCACUCAAGUUGAAGGCCUUGAAAUAAGGAAAGAUGGCUGCUGGAUUCCUGUUCAACCCCUUUCUAAUGCUUUUGUCAUCAACAUUGGAGAUAUUUUAGAGAUAGUGACUAAUGGCGUGUAUAGAAGCAUUGAACAUCGAGCAACGAUCAACUCAGUGAAGGAAAGGAUUUCCAUAGCCACAUUUCAUGGACCUCAAAUGAAGAAAGUGAUAGGUCCAACACCAAGUCUUGUUACUUACGAAAGACCUGCAUUGUUCAAAAGGAUUGGUGUUGCUGAUUACUACAAAGGAUACUUCUCACGUGAGCUAAAAGGGAAAUCAUAUCUUGAUAUGAAGGCACCGAUAAUGGUGAUAGUGUCUGGAGACCUUGAGGGUAAUGUAGGUGAGACCAAAGGUAGUGGUGAUGGUACCGAUGAUAUCGAAGGCAAUGUAGCUCCUGGGGAAGGUGUCGAUGCAAUGACAGGUGAUGGACUAGGGUUGGGUGCAUCAACUGGGGAUGGGGCGAAGUGGUCGUAG